UCAGUCACAGUGGGCCUCAGGAAUGCCGUCACCUUUACUCUAAUGACUUUCCUCCUGUCACCAUGCUGUCGAGGGCCUUCAGUUGGCCCUGGUGCACACCACCACCAUGAGCCUCCGGACCCUCUUCCUCUCACUGACACUCUGUUUCAGCAUGUUCUCCUCGUGUCUCUGUCCUCAUCCGAGCUCUGCUCAACUGGGCUGCUUCAAAGUCAACAACUGCCAGUGCAUCAUGAAGGACGGCAGCGGGGUGAUCAACCUGAACACCAUGGGGGACGCGGGCGGUUUCCUGGGGCAGUUGAAGCCGGUGUGGACAGAGAACGCGCCGGGCGAGGCCGAGACCCUCCUGUCGUUCAGCCCCUGCCAGCCCUUCUCCCCACCAGAGGACCUGACGGGAGCCGACUGCACCGACGUCGCUGCGUGUCUCAUCUUCAGGCAUCACGGGCUCCACGGACACGUCAGCCGCUGUAUCGGCUACGGACGACAUGAUGGGAAUAAAUUCCACUACAACGACACCCUGAAGAUUCUGUCGGUCUCGUACUUUGCUCACGAGGAGCAGCCGUCCACCGUGGUGCAUUACCACUGUGAUCCGAACCUGUCGGCCUCGUUCAUCCGGGACCAGCGGCUCAGCGGCGAGGAGCCCCUGCAGAUCUGGGUGGAGAGCCCCUGUGCGUGUGCCAACGCCUGUUCCAUGGGAGAUCUGGGUUUAGGCACCAUCUUCCUCAUCAUCCUCUCCCUCAGCGCUGCUGCCUACUUUAUCCUUGGCUCCUGUGCUCUGCGGCCUCUCCGGAGCAGCAGUGGAGUCCAGAUCUCUCCGGAGCACAGUGUGUGGUGCAUGAUCUGCUUCUUCUGUACCGAGAGGAGGCGUGAAGGACGACACGGACACGACCCGCUGUGAGCGGCGAGCAGCUGCACACCUCUGGAAUCCUGUCGGCACGCUUUCAUCCGACCGUUUGCUGAACGUGUGAUUUUCACACAACAACACCGGCCACUGAUCCGUAGAUGAUGAACAUUUAUCUCCCACUUGACCACAACAUCAUUAACAUUUGCAAAGGAUGAAACAUUUCUCAGUAUUCUCCCCUUGUAUUCUCAGUCACCCUAUGAAAGACGAAUCUUCUUGGGUGAAGCCUUGUUGCCCUUUGUGCCGAUAGAUUUCUAUUAGAUGCAUCACAUCAGUCCAACACUGAUCACAAGGUCGGGACAAAAAAAACUGUAUAGUAGGAAGAUUAAUGCUCAGAUACUCAUUCAUUGUGUUUUAAAUA
Molecule: messenger RNA, 1259 nt
Organism: Scophthalmus maximus (turbot)
Lineage: Eukaryota; Metazoa; Chordata; Actinopteri; Pleuronectiformes; Scophthalmidae
Exons: 4
Coding region: 107-895 (262 amino acids)
Cellular component (GO): trans-Golgi network
Source: RefSeq, a predicted model, not a curated record